Pteropus alecto (black flying fox) is the source of this 2695-nucleotide messenger RNA. RefSeq names its product ectonucleotide pyrophosphatase/phosphodiesterase 3 (gene ENPP3). NCBI's taxonomy places the organism in Eukaryota, Metazoa, Chordata, Mammalia, Chiroptera, Pteropodidae. The coding region runs from base 1 to 2661 and encodes 886 amino acids. The record is from RefSeq and is a predicted model, not a curated record. Gene Ontology annotation, molecular function: nucleoside triphosphate diphosphatase activity; nucleic acid binding; metal ion binding. Gene Ontology annotation, biological process: nucleoside triphosphate catabolic process. The transcript is spliced from 26 exons.
AUGGAGCCUGCUGCCUGCGGGCAAUGUUUCUGCGGCUGCCUGUGUCAACCUGAUGUCUGUGAGCUGCUGAACAUCGGUCCUUCUGUAGCUCCGGACCAUGUCUUCUCAACUACGGUUCUUCUUGUUUUGUUGGUGUUGGUGACUCUCGGAUUAGGCCUGCAGCUUGGACUCAGAAAACUAGAUGAGCAAGGAAGCUGCAGGAAAAGAUGCUUUGAUUCUUCAUAUAGAGCGCUGGAUGGCUGCCGAUGUGAUAUGGAAUGUAAAGACCGAGGCAACUGCUGCUGGGAUUUUGAAGACACCUGUGUGAAAUCAACUCAAAUAUGGACAUGCAAUAAAUUUCGUUGUGGAGAGACCAGACUAGAAUCCAGCCUUUGUUCUUGUUCAGAUGACUGUUUGCAGAGGAAGGACUGCUGUGUUGACUACAAGAGUGUUUGCCAAGGAGAAACCUCCUGGGUGAAAGCCAACUGUAGCACAGCCCGGAAGUCUCAGUGUCCCGAAGGAUUUGACCUGCCACCAGUUAUUUUGUUUUCCAUGGAUGGAUUUAGAGCUGAAUAUUUACAGACAUGGAGCACUCUAAUGCCCAAUAUUGAUAAAAUGAAAACAUGUGGAAUUCAUUCAAAAUAUCUGCGAUCUGUCUAUCCAACCAAGACCUUUCCAAAUCAUUAUACCAUUGUCACGGGCUUAUAUCCGGAAUCACAUGGCAUCAUUGACAAUAAUAUGUACGAUGUAAACCUCAACAAGAAUUUUUCACUUUCUUCAAAGGAGAAAAAUAAUCCAGCUUGGUGGCAAGGGCAACCAGUCUGGCUGACAGCAAUGUAUCAAGGCUUAAAAGCUGGUACCUACUUUUGGCCAGGAUCGGAUGUGGCUAUAAAUGGUUCUUUUCCUACCAUAUAUGUGCCUUACAAAAGUAGUGUCCCAUAUGAACAGAGGAUCUCUACACUGUUAAAAUGGCUGGACCUGCCCCAAGCUGAAAGACCCAGUUUUUAUACCCUGUAUGUUGAACAGCCUGAUUCUGCAGGACAUGAAAGUGGACCAGUCAGUGCCAAUGUAGUUCAAGCGUUACAGUUAGUAGAUAACGCUUUUGGAAUGUUGAUGGAAGGUCUAAAACAGCGGAACUUAGACAGUUGUGUCAAUAUAAUCCUUUUGGCUGACCAUGGAAUGGAUCAGACUUAUUGUGACAAGGUGGAAUAUAUGACUGAUUACUUUCCCCAAAUAAACUUCUACAUGUAUCAAGGGCAGGGCCCCCGUAUUAGGGCUCGCAAUAUACCUCAUGACUUUUAUAGCUUUAAUUCUGAAGAAAUUGUUAGGAACCUCAGUUGCCAAAAACCUGAUCAGCAUUUCAAACCUUAUUUGACUCCUGAUUUGCCAAAACGACUACACUUUGCCAAAAAUGUCAGAAUUGACAAAGCUCAUCUUUUGAUGGAUCGACAGUGGCUGGCUAUGAGGAGUAAAUCAAGUUCAUCCUGUGGAGGAGGCACCCAUGGUUUUGACAAUAAGUUUAAGGCCAUGGAGGCUCUCUUUUUGGCACAUGGACCCAGUUUUAAAGAGAAGACUGAAGUUGAACCAUUUGACAAUAUUGAAGUCUAUAACCUAAUAUGUGAUCUUCUACACAUUCAACCAGCACCAAACAAUGGUACCCAUGGUAGUUUAAACCAUCUUCUGAAGGUGCCUUUUUAUGAGCCGUCUCAUGCAGAGGAAGUGUCCAAGUUUUCAGUUUGUGGCUUUACUAGUCCAUUGCCCACAGAUACUCUAGAUUGUUCAUGCCCUAUGCUAAAAUAUAAUGCUUCUGAAGAACAGGUGAAUCAAAUGCUAAAUCUCACUCAAGAUGAAAUCACAGCAACAGAGAAACUAAAUUUGCCUUUUGGAAGGCCCAGGGUUAUGCAGGAGAACAAAGAACACUGUCUCCUUUAUCACAGAGAAUAUGUCAGUGGAUUUGGAAAAGCUAUCAGGAUGCCCAUGUGGAGCUCAUACACAGUCCCCAAACCGGGAGACACAUCGCCUCUUCCUCCCACUGUCCCAGACUGUCUGCGGGCUGAUGUCAGGGUUGCUCCUUCUGAGAGCCAAAAAUGUUCCUUCUAUUUAGCACACAAGAAUAUCACCCACGGCUUCCUCUAUCCUCCUGCAAACAAUAGAACUUCUGAUAGUCAAUACGAUGCUUUGAUUACAAGUAAUUUGGUCCCUAUGUAUGAAGCAUUCAAAAAAAUAUGGGAUUACUUCCACAAUGUUCUUCUUGUAAAAUAUGCCAUGGAAAGAAAUGGAGUAAAUGUGGUUAGUGGACCAGUAUUUGAUUAUAAUUACGACGGUCGUUUUGAUGCUCCAAGUGAAAUUACAGAAUAUGUAGUCAACAACAGCGUUCCCAUCCCAACGCACUACUUUGUGAUGCUGACUAGUUGUAAAAAUAAGAACUACACCCCUGACGCCUGCCCUGAGUGGUUGGAUGUCCUAUCCUUCAUCAUCCCUCACCACCCUACCAACAUGGAGAGCUGCCCGGAACAUAAGGCAGAAACUGUAUGGAUUGAAGAAAGGGUGAAAGCACAUGUUGCCCGAGUCCGCGAUGUGGAACUUCUUACUGGGCUUGACUUUUUUCAGGAAAAAGUACAGCCUGUCUCUGAAAUUUUGCAACUUAAGACAUAUUUACCCACAUUUGAAACCAUUAUUUAACUAAAUAUAUUUUAAAAUUUUGGCAAAAUGUAAA